Messenger RNA from Lodderomyces pseudojiufengensis, 1848 nucleotides. RefSeq lists its product as uncharacterized. Gene Ontology annotation, molecular function: actin filament binding. The record is from RefSeq and is a predicted model, not a curated record. Gene Ontology annotation, biological process: positive regulation of actin filament depolymerization; actin filament depolymerization. The transcript has a single exon. NCBI's taxonomy places the organism in Eukaryota, Fungi, Ascomycota, Pichiomycetes, Serinales, Debaryomycetaceae. Bases 1 to 1848 code for a protein of 615 amino acids. Gene Ontology annotation, cellular component: cortical actin cytoskeleton.
AUGUCCAUAAAACCACUUUCAGUGACUGCACCUCAUCCGAACACUCAAAGAGGUCAAGCCUCUCACCUUACGUAUGACUCAGUAAACGACCGAUUGGCGUAUACCAAUGGAAAAUCAAUAAUUAUUAGACCCGCUGACUUCAAAUCCAAUUCUCCUAUAAUUGUGUUUCCAAAGCAUAAUCACAUUACAACGGCAGUGAAAUUUUCCCCAUCUGGAAAUUACAUAGCUUCAGGUGAUGAAUCAGGUCAAGUUAAAAUAUGGGACGCAGCACCCAAAAAGGGAGAUGAAAACUUCAAUGUUCCUGUAAUAAAGAGUGAAUUUCAAAUAAUAUCAGGCCCAAUCAAGUCAAUUGCUUGGGAUGCUGAUAAUUCUAGAAUAAUUGCCGUAGGACAAGGUAAGGAAAAGUUUGGACAUGCUUUCUCCUGGGAUUCUGGAAAUUCAAUUGGAGAUAUUCAAGGUCAUAGUUCAACUAUAAAUGCUGUUGAUAUUAAACCUCAAAGACCGUACAGAGCUGCCACAGUGAGUGAUGAUUUUGCAAUGGUAUUUUUUCAAGGUCCCCCUUUCAAAUUUGAAAAAAGUUUAAGAGGAUUACAUUCAAAUGUCGUGAGAGAUGUGAAGUUUAGUCCCAAUGGUGAUUUUAUCGUUUCAGUUGGUUCAGAUAGAGUCAUAUGUUUAUAUGAAGGAAAGACAGGAGAAUUUAUAAAAAAAAUUGAGAAAGCACAUGAAGGUGGUAUUUUUGCAGUCCAAUGGGCACCUGAUUCAAAAUAUUUCAUAACAGCUUCUGCAGAUGGUAGUUUGAAAAAAUGGUCUAUAAACGAUGGUGUAGCUGUCACGACAUAUAAUAGUGUUGAAACUCCUACAAUAGAUAAUCAACAGGUUGGGUUGGCUAUAACAAAAGAUUACGUUCUUUCCCUUAAUUCGAACGGAGAUCUAAAUUAUUUUGAUGAAAACGGCGAAUUGAUUAAAGUUGUGCAAGGAAAUAGAGCGCCAAUUACUAAGAUUUUGUUAGAAAAUGAUACUUUGCUUAGUGGAAGUUCCGAUGGUAAAAUCUUUAAAUAUAAAAUUGAUGAGGAAGGGCUUGAAGCUCUUCCUACACUUCAAGGGUCGAAGGAAGAGGAACAUUCAAACUAUGUGGUUGAUAUUUUGUCAGAAAAUUCAGUAAAUUAUACUAUUGGCUGGGACGAUAAGUUAAAAGUUUGGGAAAAUGGAAAAGUAACAAAUUCAAUAGAUCUUCCUUCACAGCCUAAACAGUUGGAAAAAAUAGGUACUUCGAUUAUUGUUUUAUUUGAGUCAGAAAUACAACUACACGACCUUUCACUUCAGUUGCAAACCGAUUACAAAUUGAAAUUUCCUACUACUUGUGUAGCUCCUUUAUCAAAUUCAACUUUCUUGAUCACAAAUAUUGCUUCAAACACAAUUGUUGAAUAUAAAAUAUCAGACAAUAAUAUCACACAAUCAGAUAAAGAAUUCCCGAAAUUACGAUCACCACCUACUUUAAUUAAGGUAUCACCAAAUGGUGAGUACGUUGCAGUUGCUGAUUCCACAGGUAAGUAUACAUUGUAUAAACUGGACGGAUCGGUUAUUACAUCACGUUGGGCAUUUCAUACAAGUAAAGUUUACGACGCUCAAUGGACGAAGGACUCGAAAUAUUUAAUUAGUGGUGGGCUUGACACAGGUUUACUAUUAUAUUCAGUAGAGAAACCAUCGAAAGUUAUUAAAUUUCCAUUAGCUCAUUCCGCAGCAGUGACCAGUUUGGCUUGGAAGAAAUUUGAUGGAGAUAAAAAAAUUGGAACAUUCAUUAGCUCAGGUUUAGACGGUACAAUUAGAACAUGGGAAAUAACAAGUUAG